GCUCCACCACACGGGCUGCCCACUUCCUCCUCCCUGAUCAUCACCUUUCUUCCUUCUCCCUGGCUUCCUGUUGGGGCUUCCUCUCAGUCCUGUGACACAGAGACCCUGACACUUACCCCAGAGAUGCUGCUGCUGCUGCUGCUGGCCCUGCUGUGGGCAGGGUCCCUGGCUCAGCAUCUAGGAUUCCGGCUGCGAGUUCAGAAGUCUGUGACGUUGCAGGAGGGCCAGUGCAUCUCCGUGCCCUGCACUGUGUCCUACCCCAAGAUAGGCUGGACUGAAUUUGCCCCAGCUCAUGGCUACUGGUUCCUGGAAGGAGCUGAACCAAACUCGGAUGCUCCUGUGGCCACAAACAAGCCCAGUUGCAAAGUGAGGGACCAGACCAGGGGCCGAUUCCACCUCCUCGGGGACCUCCGGACCUCCAACUGUUCCUUGCACAUCAGAGAUGCACAGAAAAGGGACACAGGGAGAUACUUCUUUAGGAUGGAGAGAAGGUCCUAUGUGAAAGAGAAUUACAAAAACAACAUGCUCUCUGUACAUGUGACAGAUCUGGGACCUGACAUCCACAUCCAGGAGACCCUGGAAUCUGGCCACCCCAAAAACAUUACCUGUACAGUGUCAUGGGCCUGUGACAGAGAGACACCACCCAUCUUCUCCUGGAUGGGAACCAACCCCACACCCCUGGGUCCUGAGACUCCCAACUCCUCAGUGCUCACCCUCACACCAGGGCCCCAACACCACGGCACCAACCUCACCUGUCAGGUGGCCUUGCCAGGUGGUGAGAUCAGGGAGAGGACCAUCCAGCUCAACGUGACCUAUGCACUCCAGAACCUAACCAUCAUGUCCUGGCAAGAAGGCACAGGAUAUAGAGUUCUGUCCAACGGCUCAUCUCUCCAAGUCCAGGAGGGCAAGUUGCUGCACCUGGUGUGUAAAGCUGACAGCAACCCGCCCGCCAGUACAUGGUGGGCCCGGGGCAGCCUGACCCUGGAGUCCAUGGACCCAGGGGUCCUGACACUGCCCCAGGUGGAACUGGAGGACCAUGGGAAAUACAUCUGCCGAGCUCAGCAGCACGAGUCAGCCUCUCUGGAAGCCUCUGUGAUCCUCAGUGUGAAGAGAAAAUCAGGGCCCAGGGCAGUGGUGGUGCUGGUGGCCAUUGUGGAAGCAGCUGCUAAGACCCUAUUCCUGCUGCUCUGCCUCAUCAUCCUCAUGUGAGCUCUGCCCCAGGGACAAGGGAGGAAAGGGGAGGGUAGGAGACAUGUGGUUGAGUCCAAAACCGGGCCAGGGAUCCCAGCAAAUAAGGGGUAGUGCUGGCAGGUGGUGAAGGGGUGGUGGGUGAGGACCCCACAUGAGAAGCCAUUGUGAGUGUCUAGGCUGGGAGGAACCUUCAGUGCUCAAGGUAAUCUGUGGGGCCAGAUCUGCCAUCCCUGAAUUUACUUUCCUCUCUGUCC
Messenger RNA from Phyllostomus discolor (pale spear-nosed bat), 1445 nucleotides. RefSeq names its product sialic acid-binding Ig-like lectin 13. Gene Ontology annotation, molecular function: sialic acid binding. Gene Ontology annotation, biological process: cell adhesion. The record is from RefSeq and is a predicted model, not a curated record. The transcript is spliced from 6 exons. Bases 124 to 1209 code for a protein of 361 amino acids. NCBI's taxonomy places the organism in Eukaryota, Metazoa, Chordata, Mammalia, Chiroptera, Phyllostomidae. Gene Ontology annotation, cellular component: plasma membrane.